AUGCCACCGUGGUUACUCCCCCCUCCCGAGUUGUUCGACCAGCACAGCACCGGCCGCAGUGGGGGUGUCAGCCAGGGGUAUGGUGCUUCCAUAUUGGAAAACCACAACCACACAGCCAUGCCGCGUGCACCGACUGUGGUCCGUCCGGCCGCCAGCGUCACGACAGGCCUUCCUCCUGCCAUACGCGGUGUCAGUGGCGUGGGUGCGGGUUCGGGAGUGGGCAGCUAUCGGCCCCCUCCUGGCCACUCUCCGUCUGCGAGCAGCAUUUUCCCAUACCCAUCCCACAGCAGCUCUGGCAUGCAGGCGGCUGGACAGGCGGCGGGACAGCCAAUGAUCGGCGGCGGGGUGCGUGACCAGGGCAAUGGGCCCAUAGCCCUGCCGGUGGUGCCGUGGCGAUUUGUGCCGUGGAGUGUCAUGACUCCUUCGGGUGUGCAACUCACUCGUACGGAUGUUUCUCUGAUGGUGGCCAACAUUCUGGACAGGACGACCGGCAUCCCACCCUGGAUCAACGUCCGGUGGGACGAACAAAACAUACGAUUCGUCGCUACCGUGGAGGUCAGCACACACUCGACACCCACACUCACGCAGCAAAAGUGUUCUCACUAUCCGUGUCGUGUAUGUGUGUAUCCACAGGGUGCUCAGUGUUCCGCUGUGAGUGCGCCGCACAGCUAUGACGCCGACGGUCUGCGCGAGGCUCUGCACCGGUGCUGGAACGACCUCAGGGUGAGGCACCAGCACGAGGCCGCCGCCGCGGCCGAAGACGCUGCCCCAAACGCCUCUGUCGCAGCCGCUGCGGCCCCAGCGCGGCACCGUGACAUGGACGAUGCUUUAGACAUGGAUGUCGACUUUGACGAUAGCAGCUCUGGCGUGCAGCCGACGACAGGGGGCGACAUACGUGAGCAGGGCUAUGGGCGUGCACCGACCUCUGGUCCAAGCGGCGUCGACAACAGCUUGCUCCUUGGUGGCGUGGCCCGGCCGCUGGGUGGCAGCCCUGCCACUGGAGGCAUGAUGAGUCGUGACCAGGACAACCCCCCUGCUGAGCGCCACCACACGAAUUCCCCUUCGUCCCGCCCACCCCCUCCUCAUCCCCCACCCCCGGCCUUUGGUUUGUUGGGUCGCUACCGGCCCCCCUCACCUCCCCCGCGGCCCGCUGUACCCCUCUCGGUCAACCCCCAGCACCGCCGGUCCGAUCGCCGCAGGGGUAGCGAUACGGAUGACUACGAGUUUGAGGACGUGGAUGAGGGCUACUUCGACGACCUGGACGACGACUUCAGUGACAUCCCCGUCGAGGUGCUGGUGGAGAUGGAACGAGCACUGCAGCGCGUUGCCGCGGGGGGGCCGGCAGCAGCAGCAGCAGCAGCAGCAGAAGCAGCAGCAGCAGUAGCGGCCGCUGCAAGUGCGAGUGCGAGUGCUAGUGCGAGUGCUGGUGGGGGCAACACGACACCCAACUUCCCUUCUGUGGUAUGUUCCAGCCAUAUGCACACACACACAACAAGUGGGCACGCGGAUAUGCACUGGCUUGAUGUGCGUUGUCUGUCGAUGGAUGGAUGGAUUGUGUGUCGUUUGAAGGAUCGCGAGAUCAAGGAGCUCAUCGAGUCGCUGCCCGAGGACGAAAUACCCUCCUACCUACCCAGAUGCCCAAUCACACUGGUACCACAACACACACACACACACACACACGGACAGACAGACAGACAGACAGACGACGAACUCUCCAUGCCUCUCUCUCUGUUUGUGUGUCAUUCCUCCCCCAGGACGUCCCGAUCAUUCCCGUAGUGACGAUCCAUGAGGGCCAGGUAAACAGCAAAGGGCAGGCCCCCUCCACCCCCAUCUCAUAAGACGCCCCCAUGUCUUUACCCCAACAGACGGCCACCACCUACGACUGGACCGCGCUCAAGGAGGUCUUCAACGGCAAUGACCCGCCCCUCUCCCCCACCUCCCGCAAACCGCUUCGUGUGGCCCACGACGUGCUCGCCGACCGACAAACUCGCCGCCUCAUCGAGCAGUUCGGCCACCAGAAGAUGGCCGAGCAAGCCAUCGGCAGGAAGGUGGCGGCGGGCAAGAGCGUCAAGGGCGUCAAGGGCGCCAAAGCCGCCAAAGCCAAGAGGGGCAGGGUCAAGAGGCCCCCAAGUCGCAAGAGGGGCAAGGGCCGGCUGCAGAUGGACGACGAGGGGGACAGUGAGGGGGAUGGUGGGUGGGAUCCGAGCGUGGAGCUGCCGUCGGACGAAGACGAGCCACACAAGCGGCAGCGGUCGCGACGGAAGAAGCAGGCCAAGAAAGACAUGGCCGACGCUGAUGGCGGUGGUCCGAUGGAUGUGGCUAAGCUCUUUGGUGAAGACGAGGCGUCGCCGAGUCCCAAGCCGGAGCCGCAGACACAGGCAGCAGCAGCAGCAGCUGCUGCUGCGGCCGGACAUCCUAUCGGUGAGAAAAGCAAAGCGCAUCCAUCCAUUCAUCCAUCUAUCUGCUACGAAAGGACACAUUGGCACUCCGUAUGCACGCGCAUCCCUCCGUGCUCUGCAGGUGUUCCUCUGCUGUAUUCGCCCAGUCCCGGCAGACCGUACGCCAGCCUCAUUGCCAGCCUCACUGGACAGACAUCCCACGGCCCGACAGGUGAGUGAACGCGAUGACAACACAGGGGACUUUUAGCUUGGUUUGUGUGUGGUGUGUCCCAAUUGACCAGAAAUGUCGAGUGGUGACGCCAUGGUCGGCGCCGGUGGGUCAGAGGUGGCUGUGACUGGUGGGCGGAAGUCGGCGCGCGCGGGCAGGAAGCGGCGGCGCCGAUCUGUCAGUCCGUGUCUUGAGGAGGGAGAUGAGGAGGCGGAGGAGGUGGCGGAGGGGGAAGAAGACGUAGCUCACAGAUGCAGCAAAAUGGCCGGUGAGUGAGAGCUGGCCAAGGGCGUCAAGGGUUACGUCCCUACCUACCUGGGUGUGGGGGAGGGUGGGUGUUUCAGUUACCAAGAUGACGACAGGGGCGAGCCCACCAGGCCGCGCGAGAGGGAUGAAGGCGACCAGGAGGGGAAGGCCCGAGGGCGGCAGAGACGGCGGGUUAGAUAGUGUAGAGAAUGAUCUUGGUGUCGGCCUUCCUCCCCACGCACUGCAGGGCGAGCACCCUGACACAGGUGUGUAUCUACACCCACACACACACACACAACAUAACACAGGCAGGAGGCAAAGCAGGCGAACCAACAGACGCAACCCAAUGUGUCCGUCCCUGUCUGUGUCCGUCAGGCUACGGCACGUUAGCCAUGCAGCCCGGCGUGUCACCCGACCCGACGCUACUCACAAUGGUACAUGGUCAUGGCAAAGAUGGGAGGGAGAUGCAUGCUCGCCGUGUGCGCGCUCAGCUGGCGAGCCCCGAGUCGGCCGAUAUUGUCGCCAAGCUGACGGAAAUCGCCAAUCCACACAAGCGGACACCGUUCACCGCCACACGGGUGGGUAACCACACACGGACACCAGCAUCUGGUGGUCUUGGCGGUAUGUGUGUGUGUGUGUGGUUGUGUUGUGUGUGUGUGCAGAUUCGUAGGCUGUCCGACUUCUUAGCUUCGUUGCCUGGGGCUCUGCGCGCGGGGAUAGUGAAUUGGGUGCACCAGUGGAAUGGCAUACCAAGCGAUUCCCUGCUCCUGACUGUUGGACUCACCGGCAGCGAAAUGCGCAAGCCACUGGUGCAGCUGCUCCAGGUAACCAUCACACCACACGCAGACACAACACACAGACACGUGCAUCUCUCUCUCUCUCUCUGUGUGUGUGUGUGUAGGCUGUCGAGGAUUGGGGCAAGGAGGCGGCGUCUGCAGACACCAAGGCGGCUGAUGACGGGCCGACAUGA
This is a messenger RNA of Vitrella brassicaformis, 3823 nucleotides long. The record is from the annotation of a GenBank genome assembly. NCBI's taxonomy places the organism in Eukaryota, Vitrellaceae.